AUGAGUCAAAUAUUUUAAGAAACCUUUAUUAUUACUUUUUAUGAUUUAGAUUUACCUUAACAUUAGUCAGUUAAAUCAUACAAAAUUAAUAAGAAUACAACACUUUAAGAUUGUAAGACAUGGAUUUAAAGCAAACUUGAUGACAAUUAUGAAGUUUAUUUUUUUCUUGAAAAUAAUAAACAUUAUACUGGAAACUUAAAUGAAAAUGUAUUCAAUAUUUUAAAAAAAAUGAGUAAAAGAUAGAUUCCUUUUAAAAAAGUAUUGUCAUAUACCAGAAAUUCUAAUUAUAGUCAAAAUUCCCAAAAUAUAGAGUAAAACAAACAAAAUUAUGAAAGCCAGAAAAUUAAUUAAUAGAAUAAUGUAGCUGAAUUAAAUAUUUCAAACAAUUUUUCAUCAAAAUAAAAUUAAAGUUACUAUCAGGAAAAAAAAAUUAACUUCAUAUCUGAAUAGUAAAUGAACUAGUAUCCUAAAUCUACAUGGAAUGGUAUACACAAACAUAAUUAUGUAAAUACAAACAACAAGAUUGAUAAUUAAUAGUAGGUUUAAACUUUUCCUUAAUAAUCUAUAAAUAUGAUUAAUAUAAAUAGCUAAUAAAAAUAAGAAAUCUAAAAUAAAAUGUAUUAUAAUAUUUAUUUAUAAUAAUAGGUAAUUCUAGCCCUAAACUUAAUAGAAUGAUCUUUAAUAAUAAAUUAAUGAGAAUAUAAGAAUAAAACAAGAAAAGGAAUAAUUAGAGUCACAAAAUUCUCAAAUGAUUAAAGAAAUUUAAGAUUUAAAGUAUAAAUUAGUUCUAAUUAUAGAAAAGAAUUAUAAAUUUAUGAAAAAUAAAUACGAGAUUUAUAGAUUAACAUAUAAGAUUUAACAAAAGAACAUAAGUAAUUUAAACAUAUUAAAUUAGUAAUGAAAAAAUGAAAAUGAAUUAAUUAAUAUAAUAAUUGUAAUUAGAGAAUUUGAAUAAGACUGACCAAUUGAACUAAAUAAGCAUGUAAUUUUGAUAAAUAAUUUAGGUAUUCUAAUUAAACUAAUUAAACUAAUAAAAUUAAUGAUGAAAAUUAAAAAUUAAAGAAUGAAAAUUAAAAUUUAUUAAAAUAAAUUUAAGACAUUAAGUUUCAAUCUUAAUAAUAAAUCGAAUCAUUAAAUAGAGAUUUAUAAUAAUAUAAAAAUUAAUUUUAAAUGAAAUAUUAAAAUUAAGAUCAAUAAUACUAAGUAGUUGGAAAUUUAUAAUAAUAAUAAAAUUCCAGAAUAUAAUCUUAAUUAAUAUAAUAAUCCUAAUACUCUACUUAAUGUAUAUAAAAUAAUUAAAUUAAAGUUUAAAAAUAAGACAAUUAUAAAAAUAAGUGUGGUCAUUACUUUAGUUAUUCUCAAAUUGAAGACUUAGUACAAUAGGCAUUGAUGAAAAAACAAUUAGCAAAGUGCAACUAAUGUUUAAUGCCACUUUAAUCAAAAUUAUGUUUAUUAAUUUAAUCUUACGGAGAAACUUACUUACAAACAAAAAAUUAAUCAGAAUUUUAAUUAUUUUUAUCUGAUUUAGAAAGAAAAUUAAAUAUAAGAGGAAAACUGGUAAAAUGUUCAACAUUAAAUUGUGAUUUCUAUUGUGUUUGGUAAUAAAGAUUAGAUGGAAAGUAUUAUUAGUAAUAGCCAGCAUUCUGCCCCAAUUGUUUAACAUAUUGUGUUUUAAAUAAUUAACAAUAGGCACCACUUUCUUAAACUUAAUAUAGUGAGCCCAAAAAGUUCAAUUAUCCAAGACGAUUUUGA
Messenger RNA from Paramecium sonneborni, 1752 nucleotides. The record is from the annotation of a GenBank genome assembly. Lineage: Eukaryota; Ciliophora; Oligohymenophorea; Peniculida; Parameciidae.